CUCAUCGAGGGCCUUACGUAUCUUCACGAAAAUCUCUUCGCGCACAGAGACAUCAAGCCCGCCAACCUUCUUGUCGACCGAUAUUUCUGCUUGAAAAUCAUCGACUUCGACGUCGCGGUUCGUCUACGUUAUGAAGGGGAGAAGGUGACCGGCUAUUGCGGGACGGCGGGCUGGAUUGCCCCCGAGGUCGAGAAGGGGUUGGAGUACGAUCCUAUCAAGGCUGACUGCUGGUCAUGUGGAUGUGUUAUC
Laetiporus sulphureus 93-53 is the source of this 249-nucleotide messenger RNA. RefSeq names its product kinase-like protein. The annotation marks the transcript as partial. The record is from RefSeq and is a predicted model, not a curated record. Gene Ontology annotation, biological process: regulation of cytokinesis; protein phosphorylation; mitotic cell cycle. Gene Ontology annotation, molecular function: ATP binding; protein kinase activity. Gene Ontology annotation, cellular component: cytoplasm; nucleus; centrosome. The transcript has a single exon. NCBI's taxonomy places the organism in Eukaryota, Fungi, Basidiomycota, Agaricomycetes, Polyporales, Laetiporaceae.